UUCUACAGGGAAAUCCAGCCCCACCCCCCCUCUGUUUCCUCUCUCUCCCCCCCAACACCCCAACAGUAACCAAAAUUAUUAAACUAACCUAAAAAUAUCACAGCAUCUCUACUCUUUUCUCUCUGUACAACCACUAUUAGAGUCUCUCUUGGACAAUUUUUGAUUGUCCUCGCUCGUCGAUACCCGCCUCUUUAUCCUGCAUUUUAUUGGGUAUCAUCGGAUACCCAUCUCGGAUUUCCUGCGUUAUUGUGGCUAUCCUUCUGGCUCCCUGGGUUCUUUUGAUUUAAAUGAGGAUUGAAACGAACCUGAGAGAUCGUAAAGAGCAGGAAUUUCGGGAAUUACCUGAGGAGCGGAACAACAACAGCAGCAAACCCAAGAAGAACCGGAGGCGCAAGAAAUCGAUGCCGAACGUCGUUCAGGAGCUCUUCUGGACGUGCACGGAAGUGUUUGCCAGGGGUGGUGCUGGGACUGUUCCGUCUCGUAGGGAUGUCGAACGACUGCGGUCGGUUCUCGAUCACAUGCAACCGGCGGAUGUUGGUCUGAGUCCAGAUAUGCCAUACUUUAGGGCAAAUGAGCCUGAAGGCAUCCCUCCAAUCACAUACCUACACCUCUAUGAAUGCAGUAGAUUUUCGAUUGGGAUAUUCUGCUUGCCUCCGUCUGCUAUCAUUCCACUACAUAAUCAUCCGGGAAUGACUGUUUUCAGCAAGCUACUCUUUGGAUCCAUGCACAUCAAAUCGUUUGACUGGGCAACCGACUUGCCCCAUGCCACAAACCAGAAUCUCAACUCACACAUUCAGCCCCAUGGGAUUCGGUUGGCAAAGAUCAAGACUGAUUCGGAUUUCACUGCCCCAUGCAACACCUCCAUACUCUAUCCUGCUGAUGGAGGAAACAUGCACUGUUUCACAGCAUUAACAUCCUGUGCUGUACUAGAUGUGCUGGGUCCACCGUAUUCUGACUCUGAAGGCCGACCUUGCACAUAUUACCACGACUUCCCGUACGCCAGCUUUUCAGGUGACGAAAGAUUGGUGCCUGAGGAGGAGAGGGAGGGAUAUGCAUGGCUUGAAGAGAUAGAGAACCCAGAGAACCUUUUGGUUGUGGGAGCAAUGUAUAGAGGCCCAAGAAUUGUGGAGAAUUGAUUAUACAUCUUUUUUUCUUAAUCUUUAUAAUUUGCUCUUAGAAGUUGCCAAUCGUUGGUGCAAGUAUUUUCUCGGAUUCCCCGGGAAGUAAGGGCUCUGUUUAGAAGCAAGGGGUUCUCUUUCUCUCUUCUCUAUCUGUAGCUUAUGUACAUAAACAAAAAGAAGGAAAAAAAAAGGGUGCAAUUUGAUCUUUCUUGUCAUUAAUGUGAUCUGUUUUGUCAUCGUGUUUUUCUUUUUA
This is a messenger RNA of Nelumbo nucifera (sacred lotus), 1374 nucleotides long. RefSeq names its product plant cysteine oxidase 2-like. The record is from RefSeq and is a predicted model, not a curated record. Gene Ontology annotation, molecular function: oxidoreductase activity, acting on single donors with incorporation of molecular oxygen, incorporation of two atoms of oxygen. NCBI's taxonomy places the organism in Eukaryota, Viridiplantae, Streptophyta, Magnoliopsida, Proteales, Nelumbonaceae.